GCUGACAACUUUAAAGAUGAUCACACUGUGUCUGAUAUUUCCACUUCUUGUAGAGAUGGGUAAGUCAAUAUUUUAUAUUUCUCUGCUUAUGUGAUGUCCAAACUUGAUUUGAAGACACAAGGUAUCCCAUUAUUGUUUUACAGACACUUUGACCAUCCAAAGUUGUAUUUAAGGUAUAUAACAGCUAAUAUAUUUUUAUGUUCUCUAAUUCAUGGAGUAGCUGGGUCUGAAUCCUCAUCCAUCCGUCAGGAGAUUGGUCUCAUUUCAAGCAACGUUGGAGACACAGUGGUUUUGCGUUGCUUCAAUGCAGGCGACAUGGGAAUAAUGUUCUCCUUUUACAAGCAAACUUUUGGAAAUAUUCCUCAGCUCAUCUCAACCAUCUAUAAGUAUGACAGUAAUGCAACAUUUUACCAUGAGUUUAAGGGUAACCCUCGCUUCUCAGUGGAAGGUGGCCAAGGGAAAAAUAAUCUAAUGAUCGCAGACGUGGAACUCUCUGAUUCAGGCACAUACUACUGUGGAAGUGCUUAUGGAUACAAGGUGGAGUUUGGACAAGGAGUCAUUCUCAUCAUAAAAGAUUCAGGUUCCAGAAAUAUGCCUUUUAUACAUCAGCCUGUGUCUGAGUCAGUCCAGCCAGGAGACUCUGUGACUCUGAACUGUACAAUACACACUGAGACCUGUGCAGGAGAACACAGUGUCUAUUGGUUCAGACAUGGCUCAGGAGAAUCCCAUCCAGGAAUAAUUUACACGCAUGGAGAAAGGAGUGAUCAGUGUGAAAAGAGCCUUGAAGCUGUGUCUCCUACACAGAGCUGUGUCUACAACCUCCCCAAGAGGAACCUCAGCCUCUCUGAUUCUGGGACUUACUAUUGUGCUGUGGCCUCAUGUGGGGAGAUACUGUUUGGGAAUGGUACCAAGCUGGAUAUUGAGGCAGGCGGGAGUGUAGACCCUCUUCUCUUUGUAUACUGCCUGGCCGUAGCAUUGGCCUUUGCGUUUAUCUUGAUCAUUCUCCUUGCCUGCAUGAUUUACAAGAUGAAGAAGACAACAUGUCUGCAGUGUAGUGAACUGGUCUCUCAGACAAGAGGUCCUACAAUUUCCCGGUCAGAUGCAGGGAGCCAAGAUGCAGACAGUCUCCAUUACGUAGCUCUGCCUCUGAGCAACAAGAAGAACAGGUCUAGAAGACAGAGAGGAAACAUGGAGGAAGAGACAGUGGUCAUGUACUCUGGAAUUAGACAGUAGUAUCACGUUUCAGGUAUGACCCAGAUGCAGACAGUGUCGAAGAAACAAAAGUUUAUUUCUAAUAGAGGGGCAGUUAAACGACAGGUCAAAGGCAGACAGGGGUCAGUAAUCCAGAGAAGGUGCAACAGGUUCAGAACGGCAGGGGUCAAUGCAGUCUCAGGGUCAGGGCAGGCAGGGGUCAAUAAUCCAGUGAGGUAGGGCAAGGUAUAGAAUGGCAGGCAGGCUCAGGGUCAGGGUCAGGGCAGGCAGAAAGGUCAAAACCGGGAAGGACUAGGUAACAGGAGCAAUAAAUAGACAGGAGCAGGGGAACAAAUGCUGGUAGGUUUCAUGAACAAAACGAACUGGCAACAGAAAAACAGAGAACACAGGUAUAAAUACACAGGGGAUAAUGGGGAAGAUGGGCGACAUCUGGAGAGGGGUGGCGACAAGCACAAAUACAGGUAAAACAGAUCAGGGAUUGACAAGUAGUACUGGAUGAUUUAAAUACUUUACCCUUCAUACUAUUUAGCUCUUUAACUAGCUCUUAGCUUCAUUAGCUAAUUCUAUGAAUGGAUAUGCGGGAAAAGGUUAUGAAAUCAGUUGUUAACGCUUUUGUUAAUGUAAUAUGCAUCAUUUCAUGCAUUGCUUCUCUGUCAAACUUAUUUUACAUUUGAUUUGCAUUUGUCAAGAAAAAUAAAUAAUU
This is a messenger RNA of Oncorhynchus nerka (sockeye salmon), 1915 nucleotides long. RefSeq lists its product as uncharacterized. Gene Ontology annotation, biological process: response to bacterium. The record is from RefSeq and is a predicted model, not a curated record. Bases 94 to 1233 code for a protein of 379 amino acids. Lineage: Eukaryota; Metazoa; Chordata; Actinopteri; Salmoniformes; Salmonidae. The transcript has 5 exons.